Messenger RNA from Haliotis rubra (blacklip abalone), 1747 nucleotides. Its product is annotated as lanC-like protein 2. Lineage: Eukaryota; Metazoa; Mollusca; Gastropoda; Lepetellida; Haliotidae. The transcript is spliced from 9 exons. Bases 77 to 1273 code for a protein of 398 amino acids. The record is from RefSeq and is a predicted model, not a curated record. Gene Ontology annotation, biological process: peptide modification; carbohydrate metabolic process. Gene Ontology annotation, cellular component: plasma membrane.
GAUGUUUUGCCGCGACACCGCCGCACGUGCUGUCAAAUGUCAACAAGUUUAGGGUAAAACAGCUGACAUUGGGGCGAUGUCAGACAGAGCCUUUCGCAAUCCCUUCCCGGAUUACGAUGGGGAAAGUGUCCUGACUGAGGAAGGAAAGCUACCCGAACCCUAUCUGAAGCAGCUGAGGGGCAAGAUUGAUGAACUGCUGUCUCGUGUAGAGGCUGCAGGGCCUGAGGAUGACGACAGUGUUUAUGUCGGAGGAGCAGGCAGAGCGACUUUGUACCUCCACCUACACACAACAGUAGGCGAUGGGAAGGGAGAGGAAUACCUCCAGAAGGCUCUUGCCAACCUACAGCACCCCUUGUCUUCCAUGAAGGGGAGGAAACUCUCCUUCAUGUGCGGUGAUGCUGGUCCACUGGCCCUUGGUGCUAUAGUUUACAGUAAGCUUGGCCAAGCUAAGAAGAGCCAGGAUUGUUUACAGAGAUUGGAGUCUUUCCAUAGCAAGGUGAUAAGUGAUGAUACCAUGCCAGAUGAAAUCCUGUUCGGUCGCACCGGCUACCUGUACGCAUUGUUGCUCAUUAGAAGAGAGCUGGGAAGGGACUUUGUCAACUCCGAGAUUAUUUCCAAGGUUGUCCAAGCAGUACUGGACUCGGGCCAGAGGAUGUCCAAAGACCAGGGUAGGUCUCACCCCUUAAUGUACGCAUGGCAUGACAAGCACUACCUGGGGUCUGCCCAUGGACUGGCUGGAAUCUUCUACAUGCUUAUGCAGGUGCAAGAUCCCAGUUUCAGCAGUACCCUGACAACACUGGUUAAACCUAGCAUUGAUUAUAUGCUGACACUUCGCUUCCCUUCUGGAAACUGUCCCUCCUCACUUGGAAGUAGUUCCGGCGACAAACUAGUUCACUGGUGUCAUGGAGCCCCUGGCUGGAUUCACAUGUUUUUACUUGCUUACAAGACAUUCGGAGAUGAGCAGUAUCUGGAGGCGGCCAAGGGCUGUGCUGAUGUCAUCUGGAAGCGAGGCCUGCUAAAGAAGGGAUAUGGCAUCUGUCACGGGACAGCUGGCAAUGCCUACGCUUUCCUUGCAAUGUUUAAACUCACCAAGGACCAGAAAUACCUGUACAGGGCCUGCAAGUUUGCUGACUGGUGCUGUGACUAUGGUACCCACGGGUGUGGUACUCCAGACAGACCGUACUCUCUAUUUGAAGGAAUGUCUGGCACCAUCUACUUCCUUGCCGACCUCUUGGAUCCUCUCACCGCCAGAUUUCCAGCUUUUGAACUCUGAGGAAGGAGUCUUCGGUCUGUGGCUCAUAAUCUGUAGUUCUGUGUUGUGACGAUCUGCUUCCUCUGCUCAGCAGGAUGUGACAUUCGCUUGCAGAACCUUCUGACAUCUGUUGUUAAGUUAUGGAGCUUAUGUAGACAGCCUUAGCGUUGUUCUUUGACAGUAAGACUCUGCCAGUAGAACAAAUAUGUUGGAACAUCAAUUGUGCUGUAUACAUAUCAUGAGGGUAGAACACCUUGGUGAACAUUCUCAGUUUUACACUCAACAAAAACUAACAAAGAGUACAUGUAUUGUUAGUGAUUCAAUAUAUGAGACACCCAUGCUUUCUCCAGUUCUACUCUGACAUCCAGGUUUCACCUGAAGCUGUGUUUGAGGUUGUCAGUGUAUCAUUCUUAAUGACCAAGGGUAUUUUAUCCCCAUUCCUAUAAUAACCUGACUUACUCUCUGAUUUGAUUCCAUGGGUAGAUCAGAUAAAAC